UCAUUGCACUCAUCCAAAUUAUUUAGGAGUAGCUUUUACCGGCAAAAAGGAAAAGGAAAAAGAGAGUGAAGUAGUGAACUGUAAAAUCAAUAGCCAAAAUGAGCAGCGGCGGGGGCGAUCGUCCGACGGUGAUGGUCACGAAUGACGACGGAAUCGAUGCUCCAGGAAUUCGAGCUCUCCUUCACGUUCUCGUCUCCUCCAACCGAUUUAACGUCUAUGUUUGCGCUCCUGAUUCAGAAAAUAAAUCUCAUGUGAUCAUUCUUACAUUGAUACUUCUCAGAGAAAAGUCUGCAGUUAGUCAUAGCAUCACAUGGCAAAAAGCUCUCGUUGCCAGGCCAGUGGAAAUUGACGGAACAGUUGCUUUUGCAGUUUCUGGUACUCCUGCUGACUGUACAUCAUUAGGAGUUUCCAAAGCUCUGUUCCCCUCAGUACCUGAUCUGGUAAUCAGUGGGAUCAAUAUGGGUAGCAAUUGUGGCUAUCACAUAACAUAUUCCGGGACUGUAGCAGGCGCUCGAGAAGCAUUUUUUAAUGGAGUACCUUCUAUCUCUAUAUCAUAUGAUUGGGUUGGAGGGAAAAGUACUGUCAAUGAUUUUAAACUUGCAGCAGAGGUGUGCUUGCCCAUUAUUUGUAGUCUGUUGGCUGAAAUCAAGAAGAAAACAUACCCUCAAAACUGUUUUCUGAACGUAGAUGUGCCAACUGAUGUUGUGAAUCAUAAGGGUUAUCGACUAACGAAUCAGGGCAAGACUAUGGUGAAAAUGGGGUGGAGACAAGUUACUUCUGAAUCUGAAGGUGGGAAAAUGCUGUCAACUAUGACCAUGGAAACAAAUUCAUCAUCGGGUUCUGAAUCAGAGUCUCCGAAUUUAAAGCAGGCCCUUUCAUUCAAAAGAGAAGUGAAAGGAUCACAAGUUGACAAUAGUGAUACCGACCACAGUUGCCUUAAAGAAGGAUAUAUAACUGUCAGUCCUCUAGGAGCCUUAACUCCCGCGGAUAUGGAUAGCCGAGAUUUUUAUAAGCAGUGGUUGCCAGGUGUUUCGGCACUAUAACAGUGUUCCUAAUCAUGUCCAGGAUAUCUGGAAGGAUCUAAAUGGUUCACUUAUCAUAGAGUUGAGCAUCAUUCCGAUCACGAAAUCUCCGUUCAGAGGUAUCACUGUAUCACUGUUCCCUAUCAGCCUAGCUCAUCCUUUAUACAGUACCUGUAAUAGUUAAUCACAGUCUCAUUCUCAUUGGUUCUGCUAUUGGGACAAAAUCUGAUUAGCCAUGUACUAUAAAAUAUCUACUUUCAUUGAGAUGAAUAAAUAUUUCAGUGCUCGUUUCUGCCUGAGAAGUUUAUUACAGUAUGUCUUGACAAAUCA
Salvia hispanica is the source of this 1352-nucleotide messenger RNA. NCBI's taxonomy places the organism in Eukaryota, Viridiplantae, Streptophyta, Magnoliopsida, Lamiales, Lamiaceae. The record is from RefSeq and is a predicted model, not a curated record.